AUGGACCUGGUCAUUGUCCACCUGGUACUGGUCCACACCGUAAUGCUCCUUACCAGAGUGGUCACUGUGUCAGCAUCAACUCAGCAUCUACGGCUCCUGCAGACGGAUGUCGGAUGUCAGACAUUCGCCGCUGCGUACCGGGUGACCAGAGGCCUCUCCAUCUGCACCACCGGCUUCAUGAGUAUAGUCCAGGUCAUGAUCAUUAGUCCCCGUUUCUCUCUCUGGGCCCAGCUCAAAGCCCGGGUACAAAAGACAAUCUUCCCAAUAUUUAUCCUACUGUGGCUUCUCAACUGGAUUGUGGACAUCAACCUCCUGUUCGACACCAUUGCAUCUCCCAACGUGAUCAACCGCGAGCCCAGAUUCAGUGAUUACUACUGUUCUAUCAAGCCCAUCAGCAGCCUUACCGGAGUGGGGGUCAUGGGAAAUUCUCUCCUCAUCAGUCUCCACGUUUCCACGAUCCUCCUGAAACCCAGGCUGAAGGCCACAGACCUGGUCAUUGUCCAACUGGCCCACACUGCGAUGGUCCUUACCAGAAUGACGUUCGCCUAUGUGUACAGGGUGACCAGAGGUCCCUCCAUCUGCACCACCGGUCUCCUGAGUACGGUUCAGGCCAUGAUCAUCAGCCCCAGUUCCUCUCUCUGGACCCAGCUCAAAACCCGGGUCAGAAAGAAUAUCUUCCCAAUCUUUAUCCUCCUGUGGCUCUUCAACUCGAUCGUGGACAUCAACCUUCUAUUCAACACCGUUGCAUCUCCCAACGUGACCAUCCACGAGCCCAGAUUCAGUGAUGAUUACUGUUCCAUCUAG
This is a messenger RNA of Tachyglossus aculeatus (Australian echidna), 804 nucleotides long. Its product is annotated as vomeronasal type-1 receptor 45-like. The record is from RefSeq and is a predicted model, not a curated record. Lineage: Eukaryota; Metazoa; Chordata; Mammalia; Monotremata; Tachyglossidae. Gene Ontology annotation, molecular function: pheromone receptor activity. The transcript is spliced from 3 exons. Bases 1 to 804 code for a protein of 267 amino acids. Gene Ontology annotation, biological process: G protein-coupled receptor signaling pathway. Gene Ontology annotation, cellular component: membrane.